Molecule: messenger RNA, 3298 nt
Organism: Calypte anna (Anna's hummingbird)
Lineage: Eukaryota; Metazoa; Chordata; Aves; Apodiformes; Trochilidae
Gene: ATG7
Product: autophagy related 7
Exons: 19
Coding region: 122-2251 (709 amino acids)
Biological process (GO): C-terminal protein lipidation; protein modification by small protein conjugation; autophagosome assembly
Cellular component (GO): cytoplasm; phagophore assembly site
Molecular function (GO): Atg12 activating enzyme activity; Atg8 activating enzyme activity
Source: RefSeq, a predicted model, not a curated record
CCGCCGCCGCCAUGACGUAGCCGGGGUCGCGAGACGUCACUCGGCGGUGCCGGCAGAGAAAUGCGGAGAGCGCGGCGCGCGACAGCUGAAUUCAGUUUAACAGCAACUAUUAACUAAAGUCAUGGCAGCUGCCAGUAAUGAGGUGCACCAUCUUGUAGAGCCUGGAAUCUCAAAGCUGCAGUUUGCUCCCUUCAGUAGUGCCUUGGAUGCAGGAUUCUGGCACGAACUAACCCAGAGGAAGCUCAACGAGUACCGACUGGAUGAGACCCCAAAAGUUAUCAAAGGCUACUACUACAAUGGUGAUCCUUUGGGUUUGCCAGCUCGCUUGACAUUGGAGUUUAGUGCCUUUGAUAUGAACUCUUCAAUACCAGCACGAUGUUGUCCUGCUUUUGGAACUUUGUAUAAUACCAACACUUUUGAGACUUUCAAGUCUUGUGAUAAGAAAUCACUUCUGGAAAAAGAAGCAAAUGAGAUAUGGGAAUCAAUAAAAUCUGGAGCUGCUCUGGAGAACCCAAUGCUCCUGAACAGGUUCCUGCUGCUGACAUUCGCAGAUUUAAAGAAGUACCAUUUCUAUUACUGGUUUUGCUACCCUGCUCUCUGCUUCCCUGAUGGAAUACAAAUAAUUCAGAAGCCAGUGAGUCUUACUGACAGAUUCUCAUUAAAUCAGAUUCAAGCACUUCAGAAAGCUUAUGAUGAACUUUGCCAGAAAGAGGGGGUUACAGCCCUGCCUUAUUUUUUAAUCAAGUACCAUGACAAUUCUGUCAUGGUGUCUUUACUGAAAAAGUGGGAUGAUUUCUUCCAGGACCAAGGGGGAAAGGUGACAGUUGGAGUUUAUGAUCCGUGUAAUUUAUCCCACUAUCCAGGAUGGCCACUGAGAAAUUUCCUGAUCAUGGCAGCCCAUAAAUGGGGCAGCACUCUCCAGUCAAUUGAAGUGCUCUGCUUCAGAGAUAGGACCAUGCAAGGAGUGAGAGACAUUGCACAUAGCAUUAUCUUUGAAAUAAAACUUCCACAGAGACCCCUUGGCCCAGAUUGUCCCAAGGCUGUCGGAUGGGAGAAAAACCAAAAGGGAGGCAUGGGUCCAAGGAUGGUGAAUCUCAGUGAAUGCAUGGAUCCAAAAAGGUUAGCAGAAUCAUCAGUGGAUCUUAAUUUGAAAUUGAUGUGCUGGAGGUUGGUGCCUACACUUGAUUUGGAAAAAAUUGUGUCUGCCAAGUGUCUGCUGCUAGGAGCUGGUACCCUGGGGUGCAGUGUUGCAAGGACAUUGAUGGGCUGGGGAGUCAGGAAGAUUACAUUUGUGGACAAUGCAAAGAUCUCCUACUCCAACCCAGUGCGACAGCCACUCUAUGAGUUUGAAGACUGUCUGAGUGGAGGGAAGCCUAAGGCACUUGCAGCAGCAGACAGGCUGCAGAAAAUCUUCCCAGGAGUGGUUUCAGAAGGCUAUAACAUGAGCAUCCCUAUGCCAGGCCACCCAGUGAAUUUUUCUGAGGUAACAAUGGCACAGGCUCAGAAGGAUGUGGCUAAACUUGAGGAGCUCAUUGAUGCUCAUGAUGUUGUUUUCCUGCUAAUGGACACUAGGGAGAGCCGGUGGCUUCCUGCUGUCAUUGCAGCCAGCAAGAGGAAGUUGGUCAUCAAUGCUGCAUUGGGAUUUGACACAUUUGUUGUCAUGAGACACGGGCUGAAGAAACCAAAACACCAAGAAUCUGGUGACUCAUGUUCCAGCAGUGCCUCUGCUUCUUCUGAUCUUUUGGGAUCAUCACUUUUUUCAAAUAUCCCUGGCUACAAACUGGGUUGCUACUUCUGCAAUGAUGUUGUGGCACCAGGGGAUUCCACCAGGGAUCGGACACUGGAUCAGCAGUGCACAGUCAGCCGACCUGGAUUAGCCAUGGUAGCUGGAGCUCUUGCAGUGGAAUUAAUGGUUUCUGUUUUACAGCAUCCAGAAGGUGGUUAUGCUGUGGCCAGCAGCAGUGAUGAUAGAAUGAAUGAACCACCUACUUCUCUGGGGCUGGUACCUCAUCAGAUCCGUGGAUUUUUGUCAAGAUUUGAUAAUGUUCUUCCAGUCAGCCUGGCAUUUGAUAAGUGCACAGCCUGUUCAACCAAAGUCCUUGACCAAUACGAACAAGAGGGGUUUAAUUUCCUAGCAAAGGUUUUUAAUUCUUCACAUUCCUUCUUGGAAGACUUGACAGGUCUAACUUUAUUACACCAGGAGACACAGGCUGCUGAGAUCUGGGACAUGAGUGAUGAUGAAACAGUCUGAAAAGUCAACUGAAUAGGGUAGAAGCUGACCUGCCUUGGACUGCAGCACUGCCUUUUCUCUGUUCAUGAUUGCUUACCCAUUCUGACUGCUACAAAUACAAACAAGCAGAAUCCACACUUUGACAUCAAUAUCUUCACAUUAAAACCAGUCUGUUAUGGAUAUAACUCUCCACAUUUUAUUUUUAUUAUGUAAAUAACUAAAACAAUGUGGUUAUGCCUAAACUAUGUCUUGCUUUGUUUCUUAAUAUAUAUAUUUUGUUUAUAAAUAUGGCUUAGAUAUCUGCUGCUUAAGUAAACUUUGGUCUUUUAUUUGUCCCUGUUUUUAUUUUCCCUGUCAAUGGGCAUGUCCAAGCAUGUCUAAAUGAUUUUUUUUCAUCUUCUCCAGAUUUGUUCCCCUUUGGGGAUUUAUUGUUGAUAUUGAGAAUGUUCUGCUAUUGGGAGUUAAAGGAGAGCAGGAGUAGGUAAGGACCUGCACCAUUGUUUGCUGUUUCCAAGCACGUAUUUAUAGUACAAUUGAUUUGUCUUUUUUUUGUUAUAGCAUGGCUGUGCUUGCCUGUGUCAGUGGAGGUGUUCCUCCCUGGAAAGAGCUCAUCAUUUCAUGCCAUGGGGAAAAAAAAAAAAAAAAAAAAGGGAAUGUUUUUACAGAGAAAAGACCAAAGUUUGUUGGUAUCAUCAUUAGACUCCCCUGAAGCUUAGAGAAGGCUCUGUUAUGUAGGGAAUGAUCAUUGAUUCAGUCAAAACUUGUGGAGAAAUGCUUAGCAGAAAUAAGUUCUCUAACUUUACUGUUCUUGGAUGCCAUCAUGCACUACUUCACAGGUGUUCAAAGAUCAAUUCUGGUUUUAAUUUUCGGUGGGAUUUCAAGUUUUUCGUUUUUUUGCAGCAUCAGAAAUGGCUUCAGAGAUUAUGGCUGAGCACAGACAGCAGUUUGGGAAUCCUAGAGUUUAAAGAUAAUGAGGAAAAAUGGAUUUGUAUAAUAUCAAAGUACGUUAUUACAAAAUUGCAUGUGAGUCUAAGUGAUUGAUUUUAAUCUUGGAACAUGUUUUAGAAA